AUGUGGAGCAAAUUCCUGCAUCUUACCGUGGAUGCUAUGCUGGUAUCCACCAUUCUUGCCGGCGUCAAACGUACCGCAGGAUUACAACCAGCAGUAUCCAAAAUACCCAACAAGGACAUCCGAGGCUAUGUGGAGAAAUAUCUCGAGCUUGGCGAAUGGAUCUUUGAUAGCACCUUGAUAUUGAUGAACUCAUCGUCCUACUUUGAAAAGAGUACCUGA
Molecule: messenger RNA, 219 nt
Organism: Lichtheimia ornata
Lineage: Eukaryota; Fungi; Mucoromycota; Mucoromycetes; Mucorales; Lichtheimiaceae
Exons: 2
Coding region: 1-219 (72 amino acids)
Cellular component (GO): cytoplasm
Source: RefSeq, a predicted model, not a curated record